Molecule: messenger RNA, 582 nt
Organism: Trichoplax adhaerens
Lineage: Eukaryota; Metazoa; Placozoa; Uniplacotomia; Trichoplacea; Trichoplacidae
Exons: 6
Coding region: 1-582 (193 amino acids)
Biological process (GO): regulation of cell shape; regulation of actin cytoskeleton organization; actin filament organization
Cellular component (GO): cytoskeleton; cell projection; plasma membrane
Molecular function (GO): GTP binding; protein kinase binding; GTPase activity
Source: RefSeq, a predicted model, not a curated record
AUGCAAUCGAUAAAGUGCGUCGUCGUCGGUGAUGGGGCUGUCGGUAAAACCUGUCUACUGAUCAGCUAUACUACAAAUGCGUUCCCCGGAGAGUAUAUCCCAACUGUAUUUGAUAAUUAUUCAGCGAAUGUUUUGGUUGAUGGAAAGCCUGUUAAUUUGGGACUAUGGGAUACAGCAGGACAAGAAGAUUAUGAUCGUCUGCGACCCUUAUCGUAUCCGCAGACGAACGUUUUUCUCAUUUGCUUUUCACUUAUAAGCCCUUCUUCUUAUGAAAAUGUUCGAGCAAAGUGGUAUCCUGAAGUUCGGCAUCAUUGUCCAGAUGUUCCAAUAAUUUUAGUUGGAACUAAAUUAGAUUUACGUGAUCACAAGGAAACUGUGGAAAAAUUGAAAGAAAAAAAUGGUGUCCCUAUAAGUUACCAAUCUGGUUUACAAAUGAGUAAAGAAAUUGGCGCUGUCAAGUAUUUAGAAUGCUCUGCACUGACACAACACGGUCUAAAAGUGGUUUUUGAUGAAGCUAUACGAGCCGUUCUUUUCCCCCAGAAGAAAGGACCCAAGAAGUCUGGACGCUGUCUACUCUUGUAG